Tripterygium wilfordii is the source of this 639-nucleotide messenger RNA. RefSeq lists its product as uncharacterized. The record is from RefSeq and is a predicted model, not a curated record. The transcript has 5 exons. Bases 1 to 432 code for a protein of 143 amino acids. Lineage: Eukaryota; Viridiplantae; Streptophyta; Magnoliopsida; Celastrales; Celastraceae.
AUGAAGGAUAAAGACAAAAAGUUUAUAAGAGAGGUAGCUGCGCUCCCUGAUGACAAAAGACCCAAGGGCUAUUCAUCACAAUCAGUUGUACACUCUAGGGUGAAAAUUGAAGCAUCAGAGGCAACACCCAGUCAGUCUGUCAGAAAAAUGUCAAGAAAUUUGUCGGGGACACCAAAAAGCAAAGGGAAGAUACAACACUUAUCGGCAAACAAAUCUAAAAGGAAAAUCAUUUUUGAUUCGCAUGUAAGUCCUCUUAUUCAGAAACGAGAAGUAUGUAUUGUUUCCCCAGAAUCCCUGAGCAGUAAAAGAUCCAGAUCAGGGAGACUAGUUGUACCACCACUUCAUUUUUGGCGCAACCAAAUCCCCAUAUGUGAUGUGGAUCGCAAUAUGAUUGUAAUCCAGGAAGACGUGCAUGUAUUAAAACCAUCUUGAGGUUUUUGAAGACCAGAACAGGAUGCUUGUAUAUGCAAAGGAGGUUGAUCCUGUUAUGGGUGUUGGUUCCGAUUCACUACUAGAAUUGCCUGUAAAUUUGCAUGCACAUUGUAGCAGUUUGAAGGUCUUUUGCCUCGAAAUCAGGGGCUUGAAAGAAACAAAAAAAAAAAAAUGAAGUACCAUUUCGUGCGAAUGGGUGAUUUAUCA